Messenger RNA from Penicillium cataractarum, 1797 nucleotides. RefSeq lists its product as uncharacterized. The transcript has 3 exons. The record is from RefSeq and is a predicted model, not a curated record. Gene Ontology annotation, biological process: L-serine biosynthetic process. Gene Ontology annotation, molecular function: NAD binding; phosphoglycerate dehydrogenase activity. NCBI's taxonomy places the organism in Eukaryota, Fungi, Ascomycota, Eurotiomycetes, Eurotiales, Aspergillaceae. Bases 1 to 1797 code for a protein of 598 amino acids.
AUGCCGCUCUUCAAAGAAGCUCCUCCAAAGGUCCUCGUGCCUGAGAAGCUGUCCGCCGAUGGUCUGGCUCUACUACGGGGCUCGCUCGAUGUCGACGAGCGCAAGGGUCUGACUCCAGAGCAGCUACUGGAGAUCAUUCCAAACUACGAUGCCCUCCUCGUUCGUUCCGAGACAAAAGUCACUGCGACCGUGCUGCAGGCAGCUCGGCGCCUGAAGGUGGUCGCUCGUGCUGGCGUUGGGGUAGACAAUGUUGAUGUCCAAGAGGCCACCAAGUUGGGCAUUGUCGUGGUCAAUUCACCUUCUGGCAACAUCGGGGCUGCAGCUGAACACACCAUUGCGUUGAUGAUGUCGAUGGCACGAAAGAUUCCUGAAGGCUGCGCCAGCCUCAAAGAUGGGAAAUGGGAGCGUAGCAAUUUCGUCGGUGUCGAAGUCAAGGGAAAGGUUCUAGGAAUUAUUGGACUUGGCAAGGUGGGCUUGACGGUAGCUCGUCUGGCAAAGGGCCUCGGUAUGACCGUCAAUGCAUUAGAUCCCUAUGCGUCACCGGCUGUGGCAGCUUCGGCCUCUGUGACUCUGGUCACCUCCCUGCCAGAGCUUCUAAAAUCGGCCGAUUUCCUCACGAUCCACACUCCGCUGAUUGCAUCGACUCGUGGAAUGAUCGGCGAAGCAGAAUUAGCCCAAAUGAAGCCAGGUUCUCGGAUCUUGAAUGUGGCUCGUGGCGGCACCAUCGAUGAAGCUGCUCUACUUGCGUCGCUGGAGUCUGGACAUCUAGCCGGCGCAGCCGUUGAUGUCUUUACUUCCGAGCCACCGACUGCCGAUUCCACGGCGACGAAGCUGAUUGCUCAUCCCAGAGCAGUUGUCACUCCACACCUCGGUGCGUCCACUGUGGAAGCCCAAGAAAAUGUUUCCGUCGAUGUAUGCGAGCAAGUUCUGGAUAUUCUGAAGGGAUCUCUGCCUCGAAGCGCUGUGAAUGCACCUCUCAUUCUCCCCGAAGAGUACCAAAAGCUACAGCCAUUCGUGCGCCUCGUCGAGAAAAUUGGCAGUCUAUAUACUCAGCACUAUGCUGCACUUCCUGGGGGAUCUAUGGCUCGAAACACAUUCGACUUGAUCUACCAAGGCGAAGUUGCCAGCAUCAACAACACAAAGCCACUGUUCGCUGCUCUCAUCAAGGGCCUCCUGGCCCCCAUUAGUGGCUCCGAGGGAAUCAACAUUAACAUUGUGAACGCCGAACUCGUUGCUCGUGAGCGUGGCAUUUUCGUCAACGAGCAGCACUCUCGUGAUCCAGCUGAUACUUCGUCAUACUCAUCGCUCGUCACGCUUGUGGCACGUCCACCAUCUCGAGCUUCAUCCCGUGCACCUGGCCCUGUUGACUCUGGUGCCGGUCCUCAGCUAGCAGCCCAGCGCAUUAUCUCCGGUACUUGCUCCGGUGACCAGCCGCUGAUUACCCGACUGGGCCGAUUCGAAGCAUCAUUCGAGCCCGAGGGUACUCUUCUCAUCUGCGAGAACUAUGACUCGCCCGGCAAGAUUGGCGUCGUGGGUAGUCUUCUCGGCCAAGAGGGAGUCAACAUCAAUUUCAUGACUGUGUCACCUGUCUCACCAAAGCUGGCAACUGGUAAUGACCAGACCGAGAGCAUCAUCCCCAGCAAAGACGGCAGCGCAGACAUCAGGCCCAAGGAAGAUGUGAUUGGUUCUAAAGAGGCCCUCAUGAUUCUGGGUAUUGAUCGUGGUGUGUCGGCGCAGGUUACAGAGGGCCUGGUUAGAGAGGGCGGUGUUUUGAGUGCAUGUGCUGUUACACUUUGA